AUGUCUUCCAACACUCCAAACUCUUCCAACCCAAAUGCUUCAAACCAAUUUGCAUUUUUCUGUUACGAUUCGACAUCACCACCACCUUACCGGCCACAAAUGGAUCCAUCUCAAAACCAAGCGUUUGUAGGCGGUGUUCUAAAAUUCCAAAUGCCAGAACAAUUUCAAUUCCAAUCCCCACCACCCCGAAUAACAUCCCAACCGCCUUUCACACCUUCAACCGAAAUUCUUUCCAAUUCCGAACACAAAAAACAACCUCAACAAAAAGGGGGAAGUCCGAUCCGACAAGAUGGACACAAAAAGAAGAAAUCGAGUUAG
Lactuca virosa is the source of this 318-nucleotide messenger RNA. NCBI's taxonomy places the organism in Eukaryota, Viridiplantae, Streptophyta, Magnoliopsida, Asterales, Asteraceae. The record is from the annotation of a GenBank genome assembly.